This is a messenger RNA of Rhipicephalus sanguineus (brown dog tick), 1476 nucleotides long. Its product is annotated as alpha-2-macroglobulin. Gene Ontology annotation, cellular component: extracellular region. The record is from RefSeq and is a predicted model, not a curated record. The coding region runs from base 1 to 1317 and encodes 438 amino acids. The transcript has 10 exons. NCBI's taxonomy places the organism in Eukaryota, Metazoa, Arthropoda, Arachnida, Ixodida, Ixodidae.
AUGUCGGGCCUCGAGCUGCGCAAGGCCAGCCGCCCACUGCACCUCACUAGAAUUCAAGUGUUUCGGGAAAGGGGCGGUGGCGAUGAACUACGAGACCGUGAAGUACAGCACGUACGGCGUGGAGAUAAACCAGCCAAAGAGCACGCUCCGCCUCCAGGCCUGGUAUCGCCUAGCAGCAAUUUCAUGCAGCUCGAGCCGUCGAAGGGCCCCAUUCCGUGCGCGGGAAAACACUCCGUGCGCUUGCGAUACGGGGCCCGAGACGCAGAAGCGGUUGCACUUCCAGAUCAUGCUCGUGGUAAGAUACUCAAGGACAAGGUCGUGGAUGUUGCCUUCAACCCUGACGCCAGCUUUUGGUGGAGGAGACUUGAACGCGAUGCUUCGAGCAAUAUGGCCGGAAGCCCAAUGUCGACGGGCAGCUUCGAGUUUGAACUCGAACCGGACUACAGCUACGUGCCCCGAGUUAAAGUGCUGGCCUUCUAUGUCCGCCCCGACGGCGAGGUCAUCGCGGACUUGAACAGUUCGAAGUGGAAAAGUGCCUCGAAAACAACGAAACGAAAGGCGUACGCGGUGCUGGCCUACCUCAAGCUGAACCCAGAGGAGAACCUGAAUAAGGCACAGCCAAUUGUCCGCUGGAUGGCAACCAAGAGAAACAGCCGCGGAGGCUUCCCGUCUACGCAGGACACAGUGCUCGGCCUUCAGGCCCUCGCUGCGUUCGCCACCUUUGUCAGCAAGGAUCCAGUGGACAUCACAGUUAAAGUUGACGGCAACGGCAUUAGCGAGUCUUACAACCUGAAGGAGGACACUAAGCUGGUGGUACAAGAGAAAAAGGUCGUGAGGUUGCCCAACAAGCUUACCUCAGAAGCAACGGGUCCCGGAUGCGCUUUGGUGUCGACCACAUUGAAGUACAAUGUUCACGCGGCAUCCAAGAGCGAAGGCUUUGAGCUUACGGCCACUCCGUCCCAAGAAGCAACAGAUUGCAGCGACCUCAAGCUCAAUAUUUCCAUCAGGUACGAUGGCAAGAAGCCCUCUAACAUGGCGGUGCUGGAGCUCAAGCUUCUGUCCGGCUACGUCCCUGACGAGAACCACAUAUACAGCCUAUACCGUGGGAAAGACGUCAAGCUGAAGAGGCACGAAGUUGAGAAGAACCAAGUCAACUUCUACUUUGAGGAGAUAACCUCAGAAAACAAGCGCUUCGACGUUCGCCUCCACCGCGAGUUUGCCAUUGAAGACGCGAAGCCCGCCACAGUUAAGGUCUACGACUAUUAUGAGCAAGAAAACAGCAACUCUGUGCCUUACUCCCUCGUAGUGCCCUGCUAGUAAACGUCACUCAUCAUUUUUUUUUCAACUGUUAUUUUUUCUUUUACUCGCGCCCUUUUGUUGGAACGAACGCGACAAUGACAAUACGCGUCACAAGCACAACAUUAAGUGAAACACGCAUUUACCUUCUCGCACCUAUAUAUUUUAUUCUUCUCUCUC